Molecule: messenger RNA, 3501 nt
Organism: Dromiciops gliroides (monito del monte)
Lineage: Eukaryota; Metazoa; Chordata; Mammalia; Microbiotheria; Microbiotheriidae
Gene: DACT2
Product: dishevelled binding antagonist of beta catenin 2
Exons: 4
Coding region: 285-2828 (847 amino acids)
Biological process (GO): negative regulation of nodal signaling pathway
Cellular component (GO): cytoplasm
Source: RefSeq, a predicted model, not a curated record
CUGCCUGGUGCCGCACGCUACGCCCUGCUGCGGACCUUCGCACCACCCCCUUGCUCUAGUCUCGCCUCCCUCCGGCCCCCUCCCAGCUCGUUUCUCCCUAACCCCCAGCACCCCACCGUCUUGCCCAGACUUCGCGAUCCCCGCCAGCCCCGUUUGCUCCCUCCUCCCGAGUGCGGGCUGGGGGGCGGGGUACAGGACCCCUUCCUCUCGGGCCCCCGCCCCCAGUACACUUCUUCUCUCCCCUCCCACGGGCUAUGCCCUCCCGGCAGUGCUAGCCUUCGGACAUGUUGGUGGUGAGCGGUCAGACCGGGAUGAAGCGGCCGGCCGAGGGCUGGGACCGCAGCCGGGUUCGCGAGAGACUGCAUGCAGCCCUGGCCGGCCUCCAGGAGCUCCAGGUGCUGAGGGACAAGCAGCAGAUGCUGGUGAGCGGGGCUCUGGCCAUGCAGCCGGCAGCGCCGCCGCCACCCCCGCCGCCGGGUCCCCGCGCGCCCCGGCUCCAGAAGCUGCUGCCCUCCACUGUCCCUGUGGGUGACCCGCACAGCAAGGAACAUCGGUUGGAAGCCACUCUCACUGCUCUUAAGGAACAACUGUCACGUUUAAGGAGACAAGAUGUUGGCCUGAAAACUCACUUGGAUCAACUGGACCAACAGAUAAGUGAACUGAAAUUGGAUGUAAACAAGACCUCCAGUGAAAACCUGGACAGUGACAGCAGGCCCAGUUCAGGUUUUUAUGACUUAAGUGAUGGUGGAUCCUGUUCUUUGUCCAACUCCUGCACAUCCGUCUACAGUGAGUCCAUCUCCUCCUCUCAUAGCAGCCUGCUUCCUGGCAUCCAGACCCCCAAAGUCAGACUCAGUAUCUUCGACUACCGCCCCAAGUCUGCUGAUGAGACCACCGUGCUCAGUGCCCACCUUCAACCUCAGAGACUACCUGUCAGUGAGGGUUGUUGGAUCAAGGGCAGCCCAGAGAGUGAAGGUGAAACUUUGGCCAAGUUCAAGCCAAGGCCCGUUUCCACAGGUGAUCUUGAAAGGAUUGUGCCAACUGAUGGAGGCCUUCAUAAAACAACCACUGAUCCUAAGUCUGUGUCACCCCUUUGCCAUGGAACAGAAAUUCUGUUCCAUGUGGUGGACCCUAAGUAUCAAAGUGACUUGGUCUCCAAGAGCGGCAAUGAUAGAUACCCUUACCCAAGUCCUCUGCAUGCAGUGGCCUUGCAGAGCCCCUUGUUUGCUUUGACUAGGGGAACCCUAGAGACUGAUAGCCAAUUGCCCCUUCCUAAACCCAUCCUGAGUAUGCCAGGUCCCAGCUUAAUCAGGACUAAACCAAUUGUUGAGGUUCCUCCUCCUGGUGGCUAUAUUGAUAAGCUGCUCCAGCUGACCCGGGACCGAGGGAAAUACACAGGUGGCGGUGUAAGUGAGAGGGGAGCAGCUAAUGGGCAGGUGCCCCCAUCCCAGCAGAGGCUCAGUAUUACUCCCAGCCUCAGUGGUCUGAGAGGAAACAGUGGUGGUCAGCUAGAGAAGCAGGUCAGCUCUCCAGAAAGUAGGCAAGCUAGAACAGGAAGAGUUCAAAGAGAGGUGCCUGAUGGGAACAGUACAAAACUGCAAGAAGCCGGAGAAACCUGUUUAGAUGUGGAGCAGCCAAUCAGCCAGCAAAGCUUGGAAUCCAUGGCUCCAAAUAGCUGCUUCUCUGGUGAGGUCAGCCCUGCCUCUGCUCAGGAAGAGUCAGGGGUCAUUAGUCUGGAAGAGCACCCCCCUUCAUGCUCCCAGGUGCACCAUUCACAUCUCAUCACGGCUCCCCAAAGGUCAAAUGCCAAAGUCAUCCUGUCACCCAGAAAGGUGGGCAAAAAGGGGACCAGUCUUGUCACGGGUGAGUUUGUCCAUGCUCAGUUUGUCCCUGGAGAAGCCCACCUGAUGAGGCUGAAAGCAAGCAAUCCCAAGGCAAAGGCGCUGAAGGUCAAGCGAAGGAGCAGCGAUAAGGUGCUGAGGCUUGGGAAGCCACAGCCACUGUUAGCAGAGAGGUCACGGGGAUUGCAUGCAGCAUCUCGACUGCCCGCAGAAUGGAAUCCUCCUCCACGGUUCCAUGGGGGAAAGAACCUCAUGAGGAGGCCAAUGUUUGUUGGAGAAGUGACCGGUCGAUCCUGCUCUGAGUCCAGCCUCUUUCCUGUACAGUUUCAUAUCCCAGCAGUCGCCUCCCGACCUGAGCUUUACCCAGCCUCAGCACAUCCCCUGUACUCUUUCGAAGCGGCUCAACUCAACCUGGUAGCCAGUGGGGGCACCAAGAAGAAGCAGCAGCGGAAAUGGCAGUCGACUGUGGAGAUCUCGGCUAAGACCCACCUGACGAGCUUCUCUGCCGCCGAUACCAGCUUAGCCCUGCCCAAGCCACCUGGAAGGAGAGCCUCCAUCUUACGGACUGUGAGCGGGAGGUCCCGGCCCAAGGUCCACAGUCAUAACACUUAUGCCAAAAGUGAGUCAGACCACUCAGAGUACUCCGCUGAGUGCGCCUCCCUCUUCCACUCCACCAUUGUGGAAACCAGUGAAGAGGAUGUUAGUGACUACACCGCCAACUGCUUUGGGGAUAGUGAAUCCGAGGACAGUGACUCAGAGGGGGCCUGUAGGAGCAGUGAGAGCAGCCUCACUCUAGACUAUGAGGAAGCUGUUGGGAAUGAGCUGAUUUGGCCCAAGGCCAUUGUCCAGCAACCAGUGAGGGUGCAGGCUGCCUCUAAGUCAUCUCACCACCCUGUGCCCAAGAUCUGCCGCAUCAAGGCCUCUAAGGCCCUAAAGAAGAAGAUUCGGCGAUUCCAGCCAGCAUCUCUAAAAGUUAUGACUAUGGUGUGAACAAAGAUGACCAAAAAAAAUUGUCCCAGCAGAAACUAGGUUGACUUUAGAAUAAGAUGGGUUGGGGUUCUAAAACAAAAAGGAAUUAUGGAUGAACCAGAAAUGAUGCCCCCCCAAAAGGCCAAAAGACCUUUCAUUUUGCUAAUAUUGGUGUAAAGAGCAAUGUGUAUAAUUUCUUUAUCUUUCCACUGUUUAUUAUACAAAUAUGAAUUUGUGUUAUCUUGCCCACUUGACUCUGUCUUCAAAAAUCCUGUUUAGAAAGGGAAUUGCCUCAAAACCAGAAGGUACAGUGAAUAUUAUAUCACAGAGGCAAAUGGGGGAUAUUAUUGCCCACUUGACUGGAAUGACUCUCUAUCCUGCAGUAUGAAAUUUCAAGACUCGUUUAUUCGCACUCCAAUUUGCCACCCAAACCAGUUUCUUUUCCCUGUCUUCUAAUAUUUACAUUAAGUCGGUGGUAAAUUAUUUCUCUCUGAAAGUCUCAUUUCCUUGGGCUGCCUCAGGUGUACUCUGUAGAGGGUAUAUUUCUCAGUUGUGCUUGGCACGCUAGCCAAAGAAUGACAGAUUUUUCUGAAGGGUUUUGUUUGUUCUACUCUAUUUUUUUAUUUUAUUUUUUUGCGGGGCAGUGAGGGUUAAGUGACUUUCCCAGGGUAACACAGUAAGUGUCAAGUGUCUG